AUGCGUGGAUACGAUGCGAGGUUUUACUGACCACGACUGGCUGGUUGUAGAGCUAGCGGCUGACGAGUGGAGGGGAGCAAGAGAGCACUCCAUAUAGUAUAUACAAAAAGGCAUCCACGCGAUAGUUGUUUUUAUCAUCCGCAGCUCAAGGGAGAUUCCGGAGUCUCUGGCACGAAAGAGACGCGAUGGCUGACGUGGAGAUUCCAAUCAUGGGUGAUAUUCAACCACCACCCUAUCAAAAGCAAAAUCCAUCUGUCAAUGGGAUUUCCUCAGCCAAUGCGAACUUUUCAGAAAACUCUACUAAUAUAUGAGUUCCUGCAGUUACCACCACUUCUGCUUGGUCAACUUGGAUAUCCAAAGGCUCAGGAGUGGGUACAACGUAGGAGAGCCAAUGUCAGACCAUGGUCUCUUUUUCUAAAUACGAAUAACAUUAGACCGCCACCAAGCAUACCAAGAUUGAGCAAAAGAGUCAUGAAAAAUAUUGAAUACUUUCAAAGCAAUUAUCUCUUUGUAUUUAUUGGAUUGGUUAUAUAUUCCUUAAUCACUUCUCCACUGGUGUUACUGACUGUUGCUGCAGCUCUUGGUAUUUGUUACAAGGUUUCCCAAAGGCAUUCUAAGCAAGAAUUGAUGGUUUUAAACCAUAAAUUGACAUUAGCACAAGUGUAUGCCAUCAUUGGCAUUUGUUCUUUGCCUGUGUUUUAUAUGGUUGGUGCUGGGGAUGUAUUAUUUUGGAUUCUUGGUGUAUCAUGGUUUUUGAUAACACUUCAUGCAGCACUUUAUAAUAUUGACUCAGUUUUAUGCCCUGGAGAGGAUGAAUUGAAUUCAUUAGUAAUGCAACAAGUAUAGAUGAAUAGACAUUAAAUAAAUUACAUAAUGCAAAUAAAUUAUUAAUAUAUUAAAAUAUUACGGAUACAAUCAAUCUCAAAAAUAACUUGAACGAAUUUGUAUUAUAUAUAGGGUUAUGUUAAAACGAUCGAAUUUACAAAAACCAUUGUGAGCCAUCUAUGGUAUGGUAAUAAUGAUGUACUAGAUUUAUAUGCUGAUAGUAUUUAAUGGGCACACCGUAAAUAAUUCCAUUUUAUAAAAAAUUAUACGAAGUUUGGUAAAAAUACGAUAAA
Cephus cinctus (wheat stem sawfly) is the source of this 1118-nucleotide messenger RNA. It is a transcript of the gene subdued, whose product is annotated as prenylated Rab acceptor protein 1. The record is from RefSeq and is a predicted model, not a curated record. Gene Ontology annotation, cellular component: Golgi apparatus. NCBI's taxonomy places the organism in Eukaryota, Metazoa, Arthropoda, Insecta, Hymenoptera, Cephidae. The coding region runs from base 259 to 846 and encodes 195 amino acids. The transcript is spliced from 5 exons.